CCCGAGAAUGAUCGGCCCAAACAUAUUUAAACUUUCAAAUUUUUCAAUUUAAAUUAGAAACGUCAAUUUGCAUCUAUCUCUCCACAAACCAGUACCACAGUUACCCUUUUAGCAUAUCCCGCCAACAUUUUUUUUCUGAUUCUUCAUUUCCCGCCUCCCUGCUUGACAUCUUUCUCCACUCCUCCCCACAGGCCACAGCCGCCGCUUCUAAUCUUCUCCGAGAUCCCGCUUCGAAAUCUCUGACUCGACCGACGAAUCUCUCGAACUGAAUUGACGAAAUGGCCGGUCAGUCUGGCUCUCAGCUCUCGCUCUUCACUCCCGACGAGGUGGAGUUCGUGGCGGAAGACGAGUUGGUCGAGAUCGUCCCGAAUCUGAGAAUGGACUCGCUCAAUUUCAUCUGUGGAGAUUACGGCCCGUUCUAUCCACAAAUAGCCAUUCAGGUUCCGUUGUGGUUAGCUCUUGCGCUGAAGAAGCGAGGGAAGUGCACGAUUCGGCCUCCACAGUGGAUGUCCAUCGAGAACUUGACUCAGGUGCUCGAAGGGGAAAGAGAAUCUCAUGCAUUUCAGACAUUGCCAUUCCAUUAUGUCGAAAUCUCCAGACUUCUUUUUGACCGUGCACGAGAUGACAUUCCUGACGUAUACAUGGUGAGAUCGCUUGUUGAAGACAUCCGGGAUGUGAGGUUUCAUAAGGUUGAAACAAACUUGGAAAACUUCACUGCAUCUGCAGUAACGUGGAAAAAUAUGGCUGCUAUGGAAGUGAAUAUAAUCCGAGCCUUCUCAGGGAGAGCUCUACAAGCAUUUUACAGACACGAGAAUGAGCAGGCCGUACCAGAUCUUGACAGAACUCAAGAUAGACAGCCCCAAAAUCUUAAUGACAGGCCUAGACGUAAUCUAAGGCCACGGUAAUGUAGCAUGGCAGAUCAAGCUGGAAAUACUAACCUCGACGAGAAGCCACACAAGGUAGUCUGCUUUCCUUUGAUUACUUGGUGGUUCUCUGGCUAUUAUAGAGAAGUCUUGCCUAGGUAAUUCAAAUGACCAGAUUCUCAUGAACUAAUGGAAUCCUAGGUCAAUAUUUUAUGGUGUAGUAUUCAAAUUGUGUAAUCUUUAUAUGGGAAUGCAAUGGUCCAGCAUAUCUUCCUUCAAACUAGAAGUGGCUUGUCCAUAUCACAUUUGAUAAUAUUAUCUGCCGAGGAGUCCAGGCUUGUGCAUCAGAAACUACAACCUAGAUCCCAUCUCGGCAGUAAAUUAGUCAUAGCAUUUUACUUGAACCGAAAUGGUUGACAUGUUCGUCAUAUCCAGAUGUUUGGUAUGACAGAAGCUUUAGUUAUAUUAUAGUUGUUUAGGUUUGAAUAAUGCAUUCUCGUUUGCCAUUGUGAUUAGUUUAUUACCAGCUGCAAUAAUUAGAUUCGCUCGUUUUCCUUCACCUUCAUUUUUUUAGUGUGGCGAUGAUUAGAGAGACUUUCCUUUUUGUCAAUGAUUAGAUUCCGGACAAGAGAUGGGAAUGAACACUAGGCAGUAGUUUAUUGUUAUAGUCGUCACAUAUUUGAAGCUUCGUACGUAGUAUAUAGACGACGGUCGAGGGAAAGUAUAUGGUGGUGCAUUCCUUUUGGUGUAGCGCCUGCAUUCCUUUUGAAGGAUUAUAUGAUACAUUUUGGAGGUGGUUUAGGGAAUAUAUAAGUAGUAAACAAAACUUUUGUCCUUUUUGCCAACAACCUAAUCUGGGUGUUAGGUUGUCGGGUUAGGUUGUUGUCAGAUAAUUUUUUUUUAUAAGGGUGAUAUAGGUUUGGUUUUUAAUUAGGUUCUACGGUCUUAAAGGAUUUAGAUCUGAGACCUACAGGUCAAGACCUUAUUUGAGGCAGAUAUUGGGGUGGGGAAGGUGUUGGGUAAAUUACAAAAGUUCUUACUAGGACGAGAGAAGAGGAAAUAGAUCAAAAUUAGUUGAACUCAAUGAUUGGUAUUGCUCUAGGACACGACUUAAAACCCAUGAUUAUCGUAGUAGGCCGAUGAAGGAGGGUAUAGUUGAAAACUUGAAAGUUUGCUGUGGGUGAACAUGACUUGCACAAAUGUUGUAGGGCAUAGAGACUAACUGAUUUCGUUUUGCUUUACAUUAUAAAAACGGGUAAAGAAGGGCAAAUCGCCAAAUCGGAUCCCCUUUUGGUAAAGGAAAUUCAAUUGAUGGAGGCUGCCAGGCUGCCAAACACAGCCAUAUAACCUGUUGUUUUCUUUUCAAUAAGAAAUCAUAUGCGUUGCCUUCAAGUGCCAAUUGUUGAACCUUUUUUUUUUCUUUCCUUUCUUGGAGAUAUGAUUUUUUGUUUGUUACCACAGUGUUCGGUUGGGGAACGGCUACGGUGCUAAUUGUACAAUAGUUAGCACCGUCCUAACUAAGGGAAAAACUACUACUAGUUUAAAUUAGUAGUGAUUUAGCUUAGAUGUUGUAUUGAUUUUAUAAUAAUCCGUAGUGAUUUCGUUAUUUUUAGUAGCGUUUUUUGCUAGUUAUCACGGUACUAACCCCUAUAAGAGUUAGCACCUAAUCCCAUCCCUGUUCGGUUGGUGUCUGCAAUUUUCAAUUUUGGGAUAAAAUUAAAAUUUAAAACAAAAGAAGAAAAAGAUGAAGCUCUCAACCCUGCCCGAUCGAGCAAAUUGGUUGAAGGUUAUUGAUCUGAUUGUUUUAGUCCAAUUUAUCAAAGAUAUAUGAACAUAAUCAUUAUAUUAUUUAUACAUCGAUAAAUUAUAUUAAAUUUUAUUUAACGACUAACAUAUAACAUUACACCAUAAGAACAUAUUGUACUUGAAUCUAACAUAUAAUGAAAUUUCACAUACAUUUACAUAACAUCAAUAUUCAAAUGUUCAGCAUGAAAUUUUUAAGAUAGGUUUAGGUGAAGAGAAAAACAAUGUCAUGUAACCUCCAACUAAAUAAUAUUGUUGCAGCGGCUCGACCCAUGGGUAUGUGACCCAUUUUUUUGAUUCAAUCAUAGAAUCAAACCGAGUCCACUCCCGAGUCAAGCCACUGGUUGACAACAUUGAAAAAGAUUAAAGCAUUUGAGAUUACACGGGAAAUACUUUAGUUUGUUGGUAAAUGCGGUUAGAAGUCAGCCCAACCGCGUGACCCAGAAAAGGGAAAACAAAGUGGGUGAGUGGUCCUCCAAGUUAACUCGAGCCCACAGGAUUCCUGAGAGCGGUCUGGUCUUAAUUGGCCGGCCGAACCACUUUUUCCUAAAAAAAGGUCAAAAUCCUAACGAGCUGGUUUUGGCCAUUUUCUAGGCCUUUUUUUAUCUAUCAUUGAAUGCAAACUCGAUUGUUUCUGUUUGUGUCUAUCUAAAACCUUUCCCUGAAGUACCAAACCAAUGAGGCAGUUAUAUGCUUCUUUCCUUCUAUAUCUCUUUCCCCUAUGCCCUACCACCCAGCUGUGUUUCUAUGGUCCAUUGUGCUGGUUCAGCCUGUUUACCCAUUCCACCCGCCAAGCCACCGUCCUUGUCAAACUUUGGUAUGAUGCUGACCUACUAGAGGUGCGCCUGUGAUAUCGUAUCGCGUGCUUGCGUCAAUCUUUCAAAUAAGUGAAAUUGCAAUCUCAUCAGAAGAUUGUUCGAAAUUCUGUGAAAUAAUACAAGUUUUUUAACGAUUCUAUCAAUGGGAAGAAUCACACACACCCAAAUCAUGCAUGUAAUUGAAGUUAUACGACAUAUAUGAUAGUACGUGUCGUUUAUUGAGUUAGCCAUACACACUGUGCAUGUUUCUAGCGUUUUCGCAUGGUAUCAUCAAAUGAUACAGGUCUACAAAACUCAUUUGCAUAAACAAUAUUUUUUUGGUGUAGAUACGAAACGAGCCCUUACACGCCGGGGCAUUAGGGAAUGUAACUGCAUAUGAAUUCGGAACUCCUAAAGUUUUUGAACAGGCAAAUCAUACGUACACACCGAUCGUUUCCCUAGUGAUGGAGGAUGUAGGCAAAGCCCAGAGCAAAGUCGUAAUGAUCAGAAGCUUGUGUGGCUCCAAACUGGAAGACAACCAUCCGAUUUCCCAUUUGUAGUAACAAGAGCAGUGGACUUGUUAUUUUAAUUCUGUUUUGAAGCUUAUUGUAAGAAAUGAAAGUGCUUUGU
Molecule: messenger RNA, 4093 nt
Organism: Linum trigynum
Lineage: Eukaryota; Viridiplantae; Streptophyta; Magnoliopsida; Malpighiales; Linaceae
Source: the annotation of a GenBank genome assembly